Hyla sarda is the source of this 6588-nucleotide messenger RNA. It is a transcript of the gene PIWIL2, whose product is annotated as piwi like RNA-mediated gene silencing 2. The record is from RefSeq and is a predicted model, not a curated record. Gene Ontology annotation, biological process: regulatory ncRNA-mediated gene silencing. The transcript is spliced from 24 exons. Gene Ontology annotation, cellular component: P granule. Gene Ontology annotation, molecular function: protein binding; piRNA binding. The coding region runs from base 429 to 3422 and encodes 997 amino acids. Lineage: Eukaryota; Metazoa; Chordata; Amphibia; Anura; Hylidae.
GAUUUUUUUUUUCGUUUCGCUGUGGAUUUUUAGGUAAAAUGACUGUCACUGCAAAGUAGAAUUGGUGACACAAAAAAUAAGCCAUAAUAUGAAUUUCUAGGUGAAAAAUUGAAAGGGUUAUGAUUUUUGAAAGAUAAGGAGGAAAAAAACUAAAAUGCAAAAACUGAAAAACCCUGCGUCCUUAAGGGGUUAAAAAGAAAAAAAAAGUUUUCCACCGGAGUACCCCUUUAAACUUUAAACAUGACUAUGGGAUUCUACCAGGGAAAUCAUGUUUUAUAGUAAAUGCCCCUUCCUGGAUCCUCCCACUGCCCUAUCUUCAUCAGUAAAUCAGCACACAAAAAGGAGAAGACAGCAGCUUCUGCCCAACUACCUCUCUCUGCUAGAAGAGCUUAGAAGAACUUGGUGGAACAGCUUCUUGGAUUCAACUAAUGGAUCCUCCCAGACAACCAUUUGGGGGCUCUCGCUUUCCCACGCCCUUUGGAGUUAAGCUGUCAUCACCUGAAUCCAAAGAAGGAGCCACUGGGAGAGCUGCUUCUCUCUCUAGAGGUCAUGCAUUGGAGGGAGCUGUCGGUUUUGACCCAACAGUUAAGGAGCCGCUGGAUCCCAGAAAUGUGCUGCCUUCUCUGUUUCGUGGAUUGGGCUUUGAAACACAGCCACCUGUUUCUCCUGGUCGAGUGGGACCCUUUGUGGGCAGAGGAAUGCUCAGGGAUAUUGGCCAAGGCGAAGGCUCUACCCCUCAACCUAGUUCAUCUAUUAGCCCACCUUUUAAACCUCCCGAAUGUAUGCAUUUAAGUAGUGGUGAUUCAGCUGUUCAUAUUGGAAGAGCUAGAUUUCCAAUGAGCUCUGCAGUUGGUGAACAGUCCAUGCCAAUCUUUCCUGGUAGGGGUUUAGGAAGACAACAAAUAUCUGCAGUCCUAAGCACACCAGUUCCUAAAGUAGGGGGCUUAUCUACUGAAUCCUCAGUAAAACCCGAGGAAAGGAGGUCUCCAGUGAGCUCUCUUGCUGCAGGAGUGUCACUGCCAAGCUUUCUUGGUAGGGGUUUAGGAAGGCAAGAAAUGACUCAAAUCCCGAGCACCGCACCUCCUGGCAGAGUGAGCCCUCCUGCUGAAACAGUUGUCAAAAGAGAGGAGAAGAGUGAACCACUGAUUAAACAAGGCUCUAAGGGAACCACCACUCCACUAGGCAUUAACCUGAUUAAGAUCCACUGCAAGAAUGAAGCUGUGUAUCAGUACCACGUCACAUUUACACCAAAUGUGGAAUGUCGCAAUAUGCGAUUUGGCAUGUUGAAAGAUCAUCGUUCUGUGACCGGGCAAGUAACUGCUUUUGAUGGUUCCAUCCUCUACCUUCCUGUCAAGCUUCCACAGAAGGUUGAACUAGAAAGUGAGCGUAGAACAGAUGGCCAGAAGAUAAAACUUACUAUACAAAUGACCAAGAUCUUAGAACCCAGCUCAGACCUUUGCAUUCCAUUCUAUAAUGUUGUGAUCAGAAGAGUAAUGAAAAUUCUGGAUAUGAAGUUGGUUGGUAGAAAUUUCUAUGACCCCACAAGUGCCACAGUGCUGCAGCAAUACAGAUUGCAGGUAUGGCCAGGAUUCGCAGCCAGCAUACGCAGAACAGACGGAGGUCUGUUUCUUCUAGCUGAUGUCUCCCAUAAGAUUAUUCGGAAUGAUUCUGUACUGGACAUUAUGCAUAUUCUGUACCAACAAAGUCGCGAAAACUUUCAAGAUGAAGUUACAAAGCAGCUUUUGGGAAGCAUUGUGAUCACCAGAUACAACAACCGUACCUACCGCAUAGAUGACAUCGAGUGGAACAAGACCCCAAAAGAUGUCUUCACCAUGUCAGAUGGCUCAAAUAUUAGCUUCAUAGACUAUUACAGUAAGAAUUACGGCAUCACAGUGAAAGAAGUGGACCAGCCUCUCCUAGUUCACAGGCCCAAAGAGAGGAAAGAUGCUCGGACCAAGAUGUCAGGUUUGGUCCUACUGCUUCCAGAACUUUCUUACAUGACUGGCAUUCCGGAAAAAAUGAAAAAAGACUUUAAAGCCAUGAAGGACCUGACCCAACAGAUACAUCUGAGUCCUAAACAGCAUUACAUAUCCCUCGGAAAGUUGAUCAAAAGAAUUCAGAGUAGUGAGGAUUCACAGGUUGAGCUGCAAAGAUGGGGUUUACAAAUAGACUCUGAUAUACAUUUGACAUCUGGAAGGAUUCUACCAUUGGAGAAAAUUAACUUAAGGAAUAAUUCGUUCCCAACUGGACAGGACCUGAAUUGGUCCAGAGAAGUCACCCGUGAGCCAUCACUUUCAACUGUUGCCCUGCAUUAUUGGGUAGUAAUAUAUCCCAAACGUGCCUUUGCUCAAGCCAAGGACCUUACAAGCACCAUUGAAAAGAUUGCAGGGCCAAUUGGCAUGCGCGUGAAUCAGCCUAAUGCCGUUGAACUUCGAGACGACCGCGUAGAGACAUAUGCCCGAACCAUCAGGUCCCUGGUGGAAGGGGAGGCAAAAGUGCAGCUUAUUGUUUGCAUAAUAUCUGGGACCAGGGAUGACCUUUAUGGUGCCAUAAAGAAGUUGUGCUGUGUACAGACCCCUGUCCCUUCUCAGGUGGUGAACUCCAGAACAAUCUCUAAUCCACAGAAAAUGAGAAGCAUAGCACAGAAAAUCCUGUUACAGAUCAACUGCAAGUUAGGUGGUGAGCUGUGGGGCGUAGAUAUCCCAUUGAAAUGCUUGAUGGUCAUUGGCAUUGAUGUUUACCAUGAUCCCAGUCGAGGUUCACGGUCCGUGACCGGUUUUGUGGCCAGCAUGAACCAUGGUUUGACCAGUUGGUACUCACGUGUGGUUUUCCAGCUUCCUCAUCAGGAAAUCAUGGACGGCUUAAAGCUCAGCCUAGUGGCUGCCUUACAGAAAUUCCAUGAGCUGAACCAUAUGCUGCCAGAGAAGAUCAUCGUGUACCGCGACGGAGUGUCGGAUGGUCAGCUGAGUGUAGUUCAGAAUUAUGAGAUCCCACAGCUGCAGACUUGCUUCAGUGCAUUUGAGAACUAUUCACCCCGCAUGGUGGCAAUUGUGGUGCAGAAGAGAAUCAGUACCAAUAUGUAUUGUUCCACUUCUGGGGAAUUUGUUACUCCUGCACCAGGGACUGUGUUGGACCACACUGUCACCUCCCGUGACUGGGUGGAUUUCUACUUACUGUCUCACCACGUGAAACAGGGCUGUGGCAUUCCUACUCACUAUGUAUGUGUGAUGAACACGCUCAACCUUACCCCGGAUUAUUUACAGAGGUUGACAUUCAAGCUGUGCCACAUGUACUGGAACUGGCCUGGUACAAUCAGAGUGCCAGCCCCCUGCAAAUAUGCCCACAAGUUGGCCUUCCUGUCUGGCCAGUUUCUCCACCAUGAGCCGUCAUUUCAGUUGUGUGACAAGCUGUUUUUUCUUUAAAUGAAGAAGUCCAUGUUCAUUGCUUUAAAAUGAACCCCUUUAGGUUUUUAUUGCCCUGCCCAUAAGAUCAUGCUGAAUCCUAAGAUUUAGCUUUAACCUCUUCUAUUUUACAAUGGUUCCUUCGAUUUUUUGUUUUGCUGUUAGAGAAGGAAAGUCAAUGUUUACUCUAGACACAUUAAAACACCUUCCAAACACCUACGAAUUUACCCUGUUAUAGUGUGUGCGACCUUUACCACAUAACAUAGGUUCUUAUGAUAAGCACAAUGUCAUUCAAUAGGACCGGUCACAAGGCUACAUAACGGAAGCUGUCAGAGCGUGCUGGAAGUGAUAGUUUUGCUGCAGCUGGACUGCCAAAUGUGGAGAUCACUGGUGUCAACAAAAUCUGAACUUAAUGCAGCCACCACUAUGCUUGUAUAGUGGUGACUUAUUCUACAAAGCUGUACACAGAGAACUACCGCCACAUAAAGUCAGAUUGUUGAAAAAUUUGAUUUUCAUUUUAUAGCUGUUCCAUAAGAAGGCCACCUACAACCAAUAUGGCAACCAAUAUAGCUUGCACAGGGGUUUUCAACCAAUCCUGAAUGAUAAACCAUGUUGGGGUACAUUACUGUUUAUACAGGCAGAUUAGCCAUUCAAAUGUCUGAGAAAGUUUGGUCACAGGCCCUAUUGAAUUGAUACAACUAAGAAAAAAUUAGUAAUACAUGUAUUGGUUUCUUUUUUUUUUUUGUAUAUAAUAUACAGCUUGACAGAAGAUAGCAGGUCAGACAUUUAUGUUCAAGGAUCUCUGCAGGCACUGAGGGGGCAAAGCAUGAGACAAUAAGACAGAAUCAGCAUGUCAUAGCCCUCAAGCUCUGCAUAAGUUUACAUAUAAUACUGUUUUGUUUGUAGGGUUCUUUAACGGAUAGGGGAUAAGAUGUUUGAUCGCUGGGGACCCCUGCGAUCUCGGCUGCGGCACCCCAGACAUCCGUUGCAUGGAGCAAAUUCGCUCCGUGCCGGAUUACUGGCGAUGCAGGGCCCCCUCAAUGCAAGUCUAUGGGAAGGGGUGUGACCGCCGUUACGCCCCCUCCCAUAGACUUGCAUUGAGGGGUGUGGCCGUGACAUCACGAGCCUUCGGAGCUGCACCCAACGCUCUAAACAAAUGUGGGUGCAGCAGGGAGAUUACGGGGUCCCCGCGAUCAGAGAUUUUAUCGCCUAUCCUUUGGAAAUGGGAUAAGAUUGUCUAGGGGCGGAGUACCGCUUUAACAAGAGAUGUUGUUGACGUAACAAGAAUAUUGUAUUAAAAUAAUGGGGUUAUUUUAUUUUUAUUUUUUUCCUGGAUUCUUUUUCUUUCUCCCCUGUGGUUGGGCCGAAAUUUUUACACUGUAAUAUUGACGUCCACAAUAAAAGUGUCCCGCAGGAGUAGAACACAUCUACAUAUCUCUGUAGCAGGGUCUCCAUGUAUAAUUUGGUUAGAGAAUUCAGUGUUUCAGAUAUAGUUGUCUUUAAAGCAUUACUGUGAUUAAAAUAAAUAACAAAAAGACUUUCGAAAUGUCAUGCAGAUUUGUCAAAAGUUUUGAUCAGUCGUGGUCUCAGUGCUGAGAUCUUCACCAAUCUCUACAUAUAGCCAGGAAUAGCAAGGAUAUAUAGCCAUAUAGCAAGGAGUGGGCUCUGUUAUAGUGUAUUGAGCCUGUCCCCUGCAAUGAGAUGGUUUGGUCAGGGAUUGAACCCUGCUAAAACUAGAGAUUGGUGCUCAGAUCCCAAUCAAUUAACACAGUUGAGAUAUCUACCUGACAUGUUAAAAGUUUUUUUUUAAGACAGUUUUUCACUACUUAAAAUGAAUCUGUCAGCUGCAAAUCACGCUCCAGACUGCUGACACUGUUAGAUGCUGUUAGGACAUAGAGACACAUGGGACCUUCCAUAUUUCUGUCUGUGCAUCCAUGACAUAGAAAAAUGCUUUUACUCUCCGGUGUCAAAGAGGUGUUCCCAAGAUGCUGAAGUGCUAAGGGGUGGAACAGCCUACUUGUUUACCCUCCCAUCCCUGUCCCUGCUUGAUUGACAGUCAGCUGAAAGCCAAGCCCUGUUUCCUAAUCUUGCACCAGCGCACAAUUUGUUUUCACAGCGCAGGAUGAUUUGUAAACGGCUCUUCUUCCAGCCGACUGUCAUUCAAGGGGGAAGAGCAAGGAGACGUUCUAGGCUAAAGUAAUUUGGCACCAGAGAAUAAAAACAUUUGUCUCCUUGUCCUAACAACUAUCUUAUCAGUGUCAGUAGUUGGGAACAUUAAUUUCAGCUGACAGAUCCCCUUUAAAAUAAAUGAGUAUUGGUGAGUCCUAGCAGUCGUACUCUCAUGGAUGUCAAAACAAAGGGGCUGCAGUGCUCUUCCAGCUUUUCUCCCAUUUGCUUUACCUAGGAAACACCUAUAGACUAUAAUAGGCUAACCUGGCGACCUGGAAACCUAUGUACAGUAAACACAGCCACUUUCAGCACUACGUAGUAGACUCAGCAAUAGAAUUAUUGACCAUUCAUUAUUACAUUCUAUCAGUAAGCAAUAAAAUUAACUAAAAUAGGAAGCGGUUUCCUGACAUUCAUUAUGAUUCUUUAUAGUCACAACAUAUUCUGUAGUGCUUUACAGAUAUGAGCUGUAAUAUUUGCAUUUACUUUUUAAAGCUAUUUCCAGUUAAUAUAGAUUUGAGUCUUGAUUCCAGCCUUUGAUCACCUCUCUACCCAAAACCCCAAUAAUAAGAGGAGCAGAUAGAAAAUGUCCACCCACCUGUUGCCAGACCAAAGAGAAGCCCUGCUCUGUAUACCUGAUACACACUUAGUUUUAUUCAGCAAGAAGACAAGACUAUCAUUAAGUUGUGCGUUCCAGCUGAAUGCAUCUUCUUGCAUGUCGUAUAGGCAGAUCUGAAGGUAAAGUCAUCAAAGGACAUUUCCAACCUAAAAUUGGCUGUAUGUUGGAACAUAAGAUGUUAGAGCAGUAGCCAAACAAGUGUUUAUGUUCCCUUUACUUACAGAAAUGCUGACUUUUUUUUGAUAAUUUUUGCGUAAGCGAUAACAAUAACUGCAGCCCUGUUAGUUGUCACCUUUAAAUUAGUUUUUUUGUUAUUGGAUGAACAGGCAAGAAAUCUGGGAGCUAAAUUUUUGAGACAUAAUUUUAGCAUUAAGAUUUUAAGGAAUACUCCAGUGCAUGAAC